CCUGGCUUUUUGACACCACCACUCUCUCUUCAAACCAUCGUCCAAAUCCGCGAGUUAUCUUGAUAACCCGCUGUCACUCUUUUCCGGACGGGUCUUGCAAAUAAACAGAACUUUUAGCAUUCUUAACCACCAACGAGUUUUAACGAAUCUCCCCACGAUCUCCGAUAGUUCAAGAUGCACUUCACCUCUGCCGUCGUCCUCGCGGCCGCCCUCACCGGCGUGUCUGCCCACCCUUCUCUCCACAACCACCAGAAGUUCCACGAGCGCCGCACCGCUGACGCCAACGAGGAGCGCGACCUGACCUUCAUCAAGAACAUCCUCCCCUCCACGACUCCCUCUUCUACCUCCUCCGCCGUCCCCGCCGCUACCUCUGCUGCUUCCUCCGGCGGUGUUUUCACCCCCUUCUGCAGCGGCUCCAAGAGCAAGCGCGCCACCAUCGCCGAGAUCGCCUACUCUGGCAACACCGGUAGCGAGGACGACUGGGGCUGCAACAUGCAGACCAUCAACGACGCCAGCGUCUCCCUCUACAACUACACCACCACCUUCACCGCGAGCGAUGCCGACUACACUUGCUCGUGCUUCAACAAGAUCGGCCCCAAGGGCCUGAUCGACGGCUGCUGGUUCGCCGCUAUCACCUUCACCGUCAAGGAGGGUCAGUCCAAGAACGUCGCCUUCGACGCCGACUCCCAGGGCUCCUGCGCCUGCGGCCCCGGUACCGAGGUCCCCAAGACCUUCAUCGGUCAGUUCGCCGGUACCUGGCUCGAGUUCGACUGGGGUUCCACCCCCAACGGCGGUAACUCCGGUGCUGACGCCUCCGUCCUCGUCGCCGGCUCCCAGAGCCUGCCUUACUACGGCAUGAAGGUCGCCGCCAACGGCAAGACCUGCUCCUGGGUCAAGUCUGACGGCACUAACGAGGCUGCCUACAUGCCCGGCAUGGAGGCCGCUGAUGGCGUCGGCUGCAAGGGCUACUACAAGGGCCACCUGGAUGUCACCCUCGGCGACAAGUUCUCGGCGUAAGAAAGGUUUAUCCUUUUUUCGCCUGGUUCAGUCUUCUUCCCUGCCUGGGGUGAGUUUUUCGUCGGGGAAAGGGGGUCAUCUCACACAAACCCACGCAAAAAACCUCGCCACGAUGACGAAGCCCAGUAAUGGAUGUUUUCCUUAAUCUUCAGAGCUUCUUGACGGCGCAUGGGAUACCUCUUUUCUUUCGGGGCACAUAUUUUUGGGAUGGUGCGGCCUAUUUGCCAUUGCCCCUCGUGCCCACCACCAGUUUUUUCUGCUUUGGACAUUUGUGCAGAUUUCUCGGGAUAUGGGCAAAAGCGUUAACGAACAAGACGGUUGGUUUAAAGGGACGCCUUGUUCAACGGAACGGUUACAUAAAUCUAGUCCCCCUACCUACCCACACAUAUACCUAGUGUCUGCUGCUUAAUGCGACAUAAAAACUCAUCCUUUCAACCUA
Messenger RNA from Colletotrichum godetiae, 1456 nucleotides. RefSeq lists its product as uncharacterized. Bases 175 to 1017 code for a protein of 280 amino acids. Gene Ontology annotation, molecular function: IgE binding. Gene Ontology annotation, cellular component: extracellular region. The transcript has a single exon. The record is from RefSeq and is a predicted model, not a curated record. NCBI's taxonomy places the organism in Eukaryota, Fungi, Ascomycota, Sordariomycetes, Glomerellales, Glomerellaceae.